AUGAAAUCCGCACUAUUUCUUCUGCUCCUGGCACUCACAGGAAUCGAGAAUCGUAUAAUAGUCGUCUACAACAACUGCCCAUUUACUAUUUGGCCCGCAGUUUUGGGACCUGGAAAUCCGGAAGGAGGAGGAUUUCGAUUGGACGCGUGGACGGCAAGGAAUCUGAAUGUGGACGACGCGUGGAAGAAUGGCAGGAUCUGGGCGAGAACUGGAUGCGAUGGCAACUUUAACUGCGAGACGGGAACGUGUCUCGUGAGUAGAUUCCCCUCUUGUAACUGUCUUUCUCCAAGAAAGAUCUCUUCCAGAAUGCUGAGCAGUGUAAUGGUCGGAAGGGGACUCCGCCUGCCUCCGUGGCUGAAUUCAAUCUGAAAGCGUGGGGCGGUCAGGAUUUCUACGACGUCUCUCUGCUCGACGGCUACAAUCUCCCGAUGCUCAUCGACGGAUACGGGUGCAAGAGAGCCGGGGGAUGCGUGACCGAUGUGAACACAGCCUGUCCAGCGGCUCUUUCCGUGAAGAGCAGUUCCGGAAACACUGUCGGUUGCAAAUCGGGCUGUCUCGGAUACAAAACUGACGAGGAGUGCUGUCGCGGAGCCUACGCGAGUCCUGAUAAAUGUCCGAUGACUGCGACUACGAAGAUAUUCAAAGACGCGUGUCCGACGGCGUUCACCUACGCUUACGACAACGCGACGAUGCUCACUUGCACCAAACCGUCAUCUUACACUGUCCAAUUCUGCUGA
Molecule: messenger RNA, 737 nt
Organism: Caenorhabditis sp. 36 PRJEB53466
Lineage: Eukaryota; Metazoa; Nematoda; Chromadorea; Rhabditida; Rhabditidae
Source: the annotation of a GenBank genome assembly